AUUUAUCAAAGUUACAACCAAAGUUGAAAAUUGGAUAGAAAAGACUAGUGUUGAUGGUAAAUGGCCAGCUAAUAGCAAAAAUAUUACUCAAUCUUGGCUUAAAGAAGGGUUAAAACCUCAAUAUCUUAAUUAUGAAAAUAAGAAGUUUUCCAAAUCUCGCAAUAUUUGGGUAUUUGGUGGUGAUGCAAAGGAUAACGGAAUACCUUUUGUCUGGAGAUAUUAUUUGAUUUCAAGCCGUCCUGAAACAAGUGGUUCCAUAUUCACUUGGAAAGAAUUUAUUAUCAGGAAUAAUACUGAAUUCACUAUUCCAUCUUUCUCUUAUGAUUCCGAAUCCGAACAAACACUUAUAGAGAACAUCAAUAAUUUGUUGACAAAUUAUAUUGAAGCACUAGAAAAUAUAAAAUUACGUGCAGGUCUUGAAAUAGCCAUGGAUAUUUCACGACAGAGCAAUGGUUAUCUGCAGGAAUCAAAACCUGAUAACACUUUGUUUGCCAAUAGUCUUGAGAAAUGCGCUUCGGUCAUUGGAGUCUCGAUAAAUUUGAUUUAUCUUCUUUCCGCCGUAUUUAGUCAAUAUAUGCCAUCCGUCACUGAGUCCAUUCUCCGUCAAUUAAAUGCACCACUGAGGAAUAUUCCUGAUACGUUUACAAUGGAUAUUGAAGCUGGCCACCAAAUCGGCAAAGCCGAAUUUCUUUCAAGAGGAUUGAUGAAAAAAUGGCAGAAGAAUUUAACUACAAAUAACGUAAUAGCAACUGAAGUUCCAAAAGCUGAUUAA
This is a messenger RNA of Cetraspora pellucida, 772 nucleotides long. Lineage: Eukaryota; Fungi; Glomeromycota; Glomeromycetes; Diversisporales; Gigasporaceae. The record is from the annotation of a GenBank genome assembly.